Molecule: messenger RNA, 1131 nt
Organism: Fusarium redolens
Lineage: Eukaryota; Fungi; Ascomycota; Sordariomycetes; Hypocreales; Nectriaceae
Exons: 1
Coding region: 86-937 (283 amino acids)
Biological process (GO): protein localization to kinetochore; kinetochore assembly; attachment of mitotic spindle microtubules to kinetochore
Cellular component (GO): kinetochore
Source: RefSeq, a predicted model, not a curated record
GUUCAACUAAACACAAUCGACUUUCUGUCACGAACCUAAUAAUUCGUCAUAAUUUGGCACAAUAUUGCUGCCUCUUUAAGUUAUAAUGAGUCAGCCGAACCCAGAAAACGUUCUCGAAACCUUGAACAAACUCCAGUCAUCACAAGAAAUCUCAAUCAUAAAACUUAGUGAACCAAUCUCAAGCUCAAAGCCUCAAGAUUCCAGACAACGAACAUCAGAUGCAUCAAAUUCAGCCUUUGACGCGCCAACUCCGGCAGGCUUAACAGCUGAUCUUGCACACUACAAAGAACUGUUCGCCAAACUGCGCUUUUCAUAUGUGCAACAAGUCACGAAGGAAAAGUUCAUCCGAGCCAUUGUCGGUGAUCCACCCAUGAUUGUCACAAUGGAAGAGAACCUGAAGCUUGAAAAGGAAAACGCGGUUGUCAAGAAGCAACUCAAAGAGCUCAAGACAGAAGUGGCGGAUAUGGUGGCCGACCUUGAGAGGAGAGGUAUCGAGCUUAGCCAGAAGUACGAGAGUGUGCAACUUGAGACGACAAAGUUGCGCGAGAUGCCUACAAAGAUCGAGGAGUUGGAAAUGAGGAUUGAGCGAUUGCGCACAGAGCUAGAGACCCCAGAAGGAUCCGCCCCCAGCAUGAAUCUACCUCUAGUCAAAACUCAGGAUCUUGUCAACCAACGCAAGCUCGAACAACAAGAACUGGCGCGAGAGCUGGAGUCCUUACAAGCCAAGGUCCCCCGGAAGAGAAAGGAGGCUGAAAGACUUCGUAUCGAAUUACAGCCCCUUGAAAACAAGCGCCAAAACAGUGCGACUGCUGCGCGUGAGGCGAGGCGGAGAAAGGAGGCGGCUUUGGGUGGUGCAGCGGAUGACCUGGAGGAGAGAGCUCGCUGGUGGAGAGCGAGUGAGGGUGUGUUGACACAGGUUUUGGACAUCAAGAAUUAGGAGAUGCGAACACGAAUGAAGAUAUGAGAUAUCACGAUAUGGUCGGCGUUGUGAGGGUACGGGACAUGGAAUAGGGGUAGAGGCCUUCAGCAUAUGUAACGCUGCCUGGCCCUGAUUAUUGCUUUGGUAUGGUAGAUCAGCUAAUCAUUUAAUGUUGAAAAUUCUGUAGCACGUUAUUUGUGGUUCUAUUUAAU